Rasamsonia emersonii CBS 393.64 is the source of this 2946-nucleotide messenger RNA. RefSeq names its product Stress response protein Nst1. The transcript has 5 exons. The annotation marks the transcript as partial. NCBI's taxonomy places the organism in Eukaryota, Fungi, Ascomycota, Eurotiomycetes, Eurotiales, Trichocomaceae. The record is from RefSeq and is a predicted model, not a curated record.
GCCCUCGUCAAGGUCGAGAAAGACGCUGUCUUGAAGAAGAUGAAGGAACAGCAGAAGCAUUCGUGCAGCUGUACCGUCUGUGGGCGGAAGCGGACAGCCAUCGAGGAGGAGCUCGAGGUGCUGUACGACGCCUACUACGAGGAGCUGGAGCAGUACGCCAACAACAAUCAGGGCGCCUUCGAGAACGGCGGCCCGAUUGUCCCCCCACCCCGCUUGUAUCAGCCUCGUGUGCACUCUCUCGACCGACAUUCACGCCUCCAUGGUCAUCACCAUCCCUCGCAGGGUCGGGUACAUGAGAUACCCGACGACGAGGAGGAGUUGGAAGAGGAUUAUGACGAGGACGACGAAGACGACGAGCCCUACAGCGACGACGACCUGGAAGACGAGGCCACCCGCAACGCCCGGGCAGACUUCUUUGCCUUUGGGAACAGUCUCACUGUGAAAGAUGGGAUCCUCACCGUGGCCGAUGACCUCUUAAAGAACGACGGGAAGCAUUUCAUCGACAUGAUGGAGCAGUUGGCGGAACGCCGCAUGCAACGCGAGGAAGAUACCCAGUACGGAAUGGCUGCGGCGCACCAGUCGCUCCAUGCCGGCCACAACCACGGGCCUCUCGACGAAGAUGACUACGAUGAUGAAGAGGACGACGACUACGACAGCCAGGAGGAUGAGGAUUACGAAGAAGAUGAAAUGAUAUUUGCCGCUCGAAUGUUCGAGCAACGAGUCUUGACCGCGUAUCGGGAAAAAGUCGCCGAACAGCGUCAGGAGCUCCUCCUCCAGGAAUUAAUGGAGGAGAAGAACCUGAACGAACAGCGUGAGGCGAAGAAAGCCCGUGAAGCGCAGAAGCGAAAAGACAAGAAGAGGCAGCAAAAGCAAGCUCGUGAGGAAGAAAGGGCUCGACGCGAGGCGGAGAAAGCGGCCGAAGAGGCUGCCGCUCGUGCAGCCGAGGAGAAGAAGCAGGAGGAACAAAGACGAAAACGAGAGGAGCAGCGCAAGAAGAAAGAGGCCGAAAAGAAAGCCCAGGAAGAGGAGCGUCUCCGAAAAGAGGCCGAGAAGCAGAGGCGUCUGCAGGAGGAACGCGAGCGGCAAGCCGAACAAGAGCGCAAGCAACGCGAGCAGAAAGAACGCGAACGGAAGAAACGCGAGGAGGCUAAGAAAAAGGAGCGCGAGGAGCGUGAAGCCAAAGAGCGCGAAGCUCGCGAGAAGAAAGCCAAGGAGGAACGAGAACGCAAGGCCCGGGAAGAACAGGCCAAGCGAGAGAAGGAGGCGGCGGCCAAGGCAGAGCAGGAAGCCAAAGAAAAAGAAGCCAAAGAGCGGACAAACCGCGAGGCGCAAGCUGCGUCUGCACCGUCCUCUCAACAACCUGCUGCCCCCGCUGCGAAACGAACAUCCCAGCCUGGGCCUGGGACGAUUCCUCCUCCUCCAGGCUUGCCGCACCCCCAGGGAACCUCCGCCGUGCAUUCUCCGCACUUCCAGGUCGCGACGCCCGUCGUGCCCAAGGCCCCGACUCCUGCCCGGCCCCGUCAGCCAUCGCAGCAAGGAUCUCACACCUCGUCACCGCAUUCCCAGCCUGCGACCAGCACUGAGCCUCUGGCCUCGAUCUCGCCGCAGACGUUGCCCGUGUCGCAGACGUCGGGGACUCCGACCAGCUCGUCCGGCAAGAUCGGUCUUCCCCAACAACAACAACAACAGCCGGUUUUGCAUCACCCUCAACCCUCGGCACCCCUGUCGCCGUUAGGAGGCGCGGGGAGGUCGCAUCCGCUUGGCUUCCCUGGCAUGAAUAAUGGGUUGCCUACGCAUCCUCCGCCAGGCAUAUCCGGGAUGGCGCCGCGUCCUGCCAUGGGCCAUGAGAAUAUCCCAUUGUACCCUCCGCACUCCGGGCCCGUUGGGAGUCAAUUCAGGGGCUUUCCCUCGCCGAAUGGGAUUCCCAUGCCUCCUCCCGGUAUCAACAAUGCUCGUCCCGUGCAACCGCCCGGUCGAGGGUUCCCUCUAGAGACCGGCCAUAACUUGCCGUUCUCCGGACAGCAACCGGUUCCGGGGCCAAUAUCCACCGCUCAACCGACAGGACGAUCGCAGGCCCAUUCCAGACAGGCAUCGGGCUCCUUUGAGAGGUCGCCUUUGGAGACUCAAGCUCCGAUUUCCCGACCAACGCCCAUCAAGCGUCCCUCAAGCCCGCAGAAGGAGGGAGAAAAGUCGGGGCAGUCGGAUGUGGAUGACUUGAGUGCGCAGCUAGGCAGUAGUGCGCUUCUGGACGAUACCGACAUUCCAUUUACGUCCAAUCUGUCCCAGUCCUUACCCGGUCCGCCACCUGUGCCAGGUCCUUUUGGCCCAUCUCGCGCAAGCUUCGGUGCUUCUCCGUUGUUUGCAGACCCGCUUGGUGGGCCCAAGCAUCCAGGAUUUGCAGGUUCAGGAGGCACCUGGGGUACACAGGGUCCGUUUGGAGUACCUGGAUUCCCAGGAGCGUCCACCUGGGGUACUGGAACUGGUGGUGGUUGGCCUAACCAUGCAUUCGGUAUUGGUGGGCAUCAUCGGGCGCACACUUCCCGGCCUGUCGCCAUUCGGUUGUUGGUCAUCCAAGCAUGCAAACAACUGAAUACCAUGAGUCCAUCCAAGGGCGCAUCCGGCUUCCAUGAUGUCAACCAAGUCCUUCGUCAGGUCGAGCAAUUGAAGCCGCCCAACGAGCCCCCUAUCUCUCUCAAUGAGAUGCUCGAUAUCUGCGACACAGAAGGCAAUCCCCAAAACGGUGGUGGCUCCUUCACGGUCAAGGAAGAAGGCGAUGUCAAGUAUGUCAAAUUCGAGCCGGACAACAACAGCACACUGUCGAGCCAGCGGGGGAAUCUCGUACCGGGUGACAUAGGUAGUCCUGUUCCCGGCAGCAGCGUACCGGCCUUUGGCGGCAUCGGGGCCGCGUCCGGGUCCAGGCAGUUCACGUCGCCGACGAGCUUCUAG